Messenger RNA from Thamnophis sirtalis, 384 nucleotides. Lineage: Eukaryota; Metazoa; Chordata; Lepidosauria; Squamata; Natricidae. The record is from RefSeq and is a predicted model, not a curated record.
AUGAUCGUGCUGACCGAUGGGGAGUCCCACGAUGGGGAGGAACUUAAAGAUGCCCUGGAAGAGUGCGAGGAACGGAACGUGACACGUUAUGCCAUUGCGGUAAGAUGUUCAACCUACAUGGACAUUGUGAUUGUCCUGGAUGGCUCCAACAGCAUUUACCCAUGGUAUGAGGUGCAGAAUUUCCUUAGCAACAUUCUCAGCAAAUUUUUCAUUGAUCCAGAGCAGAUCCAGGUUGGAGUCUUGCAGUACAGCGAAGUUGCGGUUCAUGAGUGGACCCUGAAGGAUUACAAGACGGCAGAGGAGGUCAUCGAAGCUGCCCAAAAUAUCAGCCGGCAGGAAGGACUUGAAACUCGGACAGCUUCUGCCAUCCACAAGGCCUGGUAG